Molecule: messenger RNA, 3540 nt
Organism: Knipowitschia caucasica
Lineage: Eukaryota; Metazoa; Chordata; Actinopteri; Gobiiformes; Gobiidae
Source: the annotation of a GenBank genome assembly
AUGACGUCGAUUAUAAAGCUGACGGCGGUGUCCGGGGUCCAGGAGGAGUCCGCGCUCUGCUACCUCCUUCAGGUGGACGAGUUCCGCUUCCUCUUGGACUGUGGAUGGGACGAGAACUUUUCCAUGGACAUUAUUGAUGCCAUGAAACGGUAUGUUCACCAGGUGGACGCAGUGCUGCUCUCUCACCCAGACCCUGUUCACCUCGGAGCCCUGCCCUACGCCGUGGGAAAACUGGGCCUGAACUGCACCAUAUACGCCACUAUCCCAGUCUACAAGAUGGGCCAGAUGUUCAUGUACGACUUAUAUCAGUCUCGGAACAACAACGAGGACUUCACGUUGUUCACUCUGGACGACGUCGACAGUGCCUUCGAUAAGAUCCAACAGCUCAAAUACUCCCAGAUCGUCAACCUCAAAGGUAAAGGACACGGUCUCUCCAUCACGCCGCUUCCCGCUGGUCACAUGAUCGGAGGCACUAUUUGGAAAAUCGUGAAGGACGGAGAAGAGGAGAUCGUCUACGCCGUGGACUUCAACCAUAAACGAGAAAUCCACCUGAACGGCUGCACUCUGGAGAGCAUCAGUCGACCCUCGCUGCUCAUCACCGACUCCUUCAACGCGACGUACGUUCAGCCGCGACGCAAACAGAGAGACGAGCAGCUCCUCACGAACGUGAUGGAGACGCUGCGGGGCGACGGGAACGUGCUGCUGGCCGUGGACACCGCGGGCCGAGUCCUGGAACUGGCUCAGCUCCUGGACCAGAUCUGGAGGACCAAAGACGCAGGUCUCGGGGUCUACCCUCUGGCUCUGCUCAACAACGUCAGCUACAACGUGGUGGAGUUCUCAAAGUCUCAGGUGGAGUGGAUGAGCGACAAACUGAUGCGCUGCUUCGAGGACAAGCGGAACAACCCUUUCCAGUUCCGGCACCUGACUCUGUGCCACAGCCUGUCGGACCUGGCCCGAGUGCCCAGUCCCAAAGUGGUCCUGUGCAGCCAGCCCGACCUGGAGUCCGGAUUCUCCCGCGAACUCUUCAUCCAGUGGUGCCAGAACCCGCGCAACUCCAUCAUCCUCACGUACCGCACCACGCCCGGAACGCUGGCCCGCUACCUCAUCGACCACCCCGACGAGAAGAUGCUGGACCUCGAGGUGAAGAAACGGGUGAAGCUUGAAGGGCGAGAGCUCGACGAGUUUCUGGAAAAGGAGAAAAUCAAAAAGGAAGCAGAGCGAAAACUAGAGCAAGAGAAAGAAGUGGACAUGGACUCGAGCGAGGAGAGCGACAUGGAGGACGACCUGGAGCAGCCGGUGGCGGUGAAGACCAAACACCACGACCUGAUGAUGAAGAGCGAGGGCAGCCGCAAGGGCAGCUUCUUCAAACAGGCCAAGAAGUCCUACCCCAUGUUCCCCACCCACGAGGACCGCAUCAAGUGGGACGAGUACGGCGAGAUCAUCAGACUGGAGGACUUCCUGGUCCCGGAGCUGCAGACCACUGAGGAGGAGAAGAGCAAACUGGACACGGGUCUGACCAACGGCAAGAAGGAACCCAUGGACCAGGACCUGUCUGUGGUCCCCACCAAGUGUGUGUCCAGCAUGGAGAACCUGGAGAUCAGGGCGCGUGUGUCCUACAUAGACUAUGAAGGCCGCUCCGAUGGCGACUCCAUGAAGAAGAUCAUAAACCAGAUGAAGCCGCGGCAGCUGGUGAUCGUGCGCGGGUCUCCUGAGGCCAGUCUGGACCUGGCCCAGUCCUGCAGGGCCUUCAGCAAAGACCUCAAAGUCUACACACCCAAGCUGCAGGAGACCAUCGACGCCACCAGCGAGACGCACAUCUACCAGGUGCGUCUCAAAGACUCUCUGGUGAGCUCGCUGCUCUUCUGUCGGGCCAAAGACACGGAGCUGGCCUGGAUCGACGGCGUCCUGGACAUGCGUGUGGUGAAGGUGGACACAGGCGUGUUGGCAGAGGAGGGGGCCGGGGACGAGGCCCCCGAGGACACGGAGCCCAUGGAGACCGGCACGGGCGUUGGCACGGGCGUCGUCACGGGCGUCGUCACGGGCGUCGUCACGGGCGCCGUCACGGGCGCCGUCACGGGCGCCGUCACGGGCGCCGUCACGGGCGCCGUCACGGGCGCCGUCACGAGCGCCGACCCAAGCGCCACUGGCACCGCCGAGCUGGAGGUGGACCUGAACGCCACGGCGACCGCCGCUCAGCGAGCCAUAAAGAUGAACCUGUUUGGAGAAGAAGAGAAAGACUUCUCUGAGGAGAGCGACGUCAUCCCCACGCUGGAGCCUCUGCCGCCACAGGAGAUCCCGGGACAUGAGUCCGUGUUCAUCAACGAGCCGCGCCUCUCAGACUUCAAACAGGUUCUGCUGAAGGAGGGCGUCCAGGCCGAGUUUGUGGGCGGAGUCCUGGUCUGCAACAACAUGGUGGCCGUCCGCAGGGCGUUGAUGAACGUGAAUGAUCGUCUGAGGAGGCUGUAUCCAGAGGAAGAGGAGCUGUUCGACAUCGUCCUCAUGACCAACAACCACGCACAGGUCGGAGUGCGCCUCAUCAACUCCAUCAACCACUACGACUUGAGCAUCGAGAGGUUCUGUAUGACCGGAGGGAAGAGCCCCAUCGGGUAUCUGAAAGCCUACAUGACCAACCUGUACCUGUCCAAGGACGCAGAGAAGGUUACAGAGGCCAUCGAAGAAGGCAUCGCCGCGGCCACCAUGUUCAUGCCCGAGGCCCACAUGCAGUCGCAGCUCAGCGACCUGCAGCUCAGGGUGGCCUUCGACGGAGACGCCGUGCUCUUCUCCGACGAGUCCGAGAUCAUCGUCAAGCAGCAGGGACUGGACCAGUUCUUUGAGCACGAGAAGACCCACGAGAACCUGCCCCUGGCCCAGGUAAGGACUGAGGAGAACCUGCCCCUGGCCCAGGUAAGGACUGAGGAGAACCUGCCUCUGGCCCAGGUAAGGACUGAGGAGAACCUGCCCCUGGCCCAGGUAAGGACUGAGGAGAACCUGCCCCUGGCCCAGGUAAGGACUGAGGAGAACCUGCCUCUGGCCCAGGUAAGGACUGAGGAGAACCUGCCCCUGGCCCAGGUAAGGACUGAGGAGAACCUGCCUCUAGCCCAGGUAAGGACUGAGGAGAACCUGCCUCUGGCCCAGGUAAGGACUGAGGAGAACCUGCCUCUGGCCCAGGUAAGGACUGAGGAGAACCUGCCUCUAGCCCAGGUAAGGACUGAGGAGAACCUGCCCCUGGCCCAGGUAAGGACUGAGGAGAACCUGCCUCUGGCCCAGGUAAGGACUGAGGAGAACCUGCCCCUGGCCCAGGUAAGGACUGAGGAGAACCUGCCUCUAGCCCAGGUAAGGACUGAGGAGAACCUGCCCCUGGCCCAGGUAAGGACUGAGGAGAACCUGCCCCUGGCCCAGGUAAGGACUGAGGAGAACCUGCCCCUGGCCCAGGUAAGGACUGAGGAGAACCUGCCCCUGGCCCAGGUAAGGACUGAGGAGAACCUGUCUCUGGCCCAGGGGCCUCUCACCUCUAACCUCUCUGCUCCCAGGGGCCUCUAA